AUGCCAGCCGUCAUGGACGACCCGGCCGGCCCCACCGUCUACCGGGUCUCCGGGCAGCCUCCGUUCCCGGACCCGAACUGCCCCGGGCUGCCCCCCGACAUUGUCCCCCGCCAAGUGACAUUGCGGGAUCGCCAGACGGUUGCGACGAUUGUGCCCUUUGUCUCGCGGCACCAGCUUCCCGCUUCGCUGCUGGUGUAUCUGUGCGACCAGCUGAACCGCGAGAUAGAGGGAGGUGAUACGUAUCCCAUGAUGGAAGCCUUUACCGUGGACGGUUUCGCAGACUACUGGUUCCAGACCUUUGGCGCCGUCAUGCUGAUGGGAAAUAUCGACUGUGCGCAGGAUGUCUUGGACGGCAAGGACUGGGCCAAGGAGUGUCUCGGAAGCUUCUUCAUCAAGCCCAAUUAUCCUGGUCGCAGCAGCCACAUCUGCAACGCCAGCUUCAUCACCACCGACGCAUCGCGUAACCGUGGCGUGGGACGACUCAUGGGCGAGGCGUACAUCGACUGGGCCCCGAGGCUGGGCUACACAUACAGCGUCUUCAAUCUCGUCUACGAAACCAACGUGGCGUCGUGUCGUAUCUGGGACGCCCUCGGCUUCAAACGCAUCGGCCGCAUCAAAGCCUGCGGCAACCUGCGAAGCCAUCCGGACCGGCUCAUUGACGCCAUCAUAUACGGCCGAGACCUGGCUCCGGGAGAGAGCGAAGAGCUCGUUAGCGAAGAGCGCUUCGACAAGAUACGAUUCUACCUCAAGUACGGCAAAUACCCCAACGGGGCAGACCGCGCCGAAAAGAGCAGGCUGCGCAGCGCGGCAACCCACUACAAGCUCCUCGAGGGCGACAAGCUCAUGCUCAAGGACAAGGAAGUCAUUUCGGACCCGGGGCGGCAGUACGAGAUUGCCAGAAACGUCCACGCCAUCCACCACGGAGGGAUCAACAAGACCACCGCCACCAUUGCAGAAAAGUUCCACUGGAGCCGCAUCAAGGAGACGGAAGAACGGGAGCGCCGCGCCAGCACGCCCCCCAGCUCGGCAACACCGUCCGGAGGCCUCGGCAGCGGCAGCGGCGACGCCCAGCGCCGCCAGGCACAGUCGCCCGUGCCGCAGCACGACGGCGACGGCGACGGCGACAUCCGCGUCGACGCCGGGCGCGUGCUGGCGCUGCAGCAGCAGAGCCGCGCCGGCAGCCUCAUGGACUCGCUGUCCCGGCCGGGCCCGGCGCCGAGCCAAGGCCCGUACGCCAACCCCAGCGACAUAUCCGUCCUCGCGCCGGCACACCAGGACGGCCACAUGCUGCACGGCGCUCACUCCCACGCCGUGCCGCACCCCCACGGCCACGGGCACCACGGCCACAACCCCAUGCUCCAGGACCGGCCUGCCUCCCACGAGGCCUACCAGCCCAUCGACCCCCAAAUCAUCAACCACCACGGCCAUCAGCAUGCCUCGUCGGCACACGACGACAUGCCCUUUGACCAGUACCACCCCCACGCCGACUUUCAGGCUCUCCUCAACGCGACCGAGGACGUGGGCCCGGAGCAGGAUUCCGACGCGGCCGCCGCAGAAGCUGCUGCCGCCGCAGCGGUGGACAGGGAUUUGGAAAUGUUGAUCGAGCACGAAGACGUCGACUGUCAUGAAGGUCCCAUGGACUGUCUAGAUGAAGCGAGGAGAACGGGGCAUCGCGACAGGCUGUACGACGUUGGGUUUGACGGGGGAUAG
Molecule: messenger RNA, 1710 nt
Organism: Metarhizium robertsii ARSEF 23
Lineage: Eukaryota; Fungi; Ascomycota; Sordariomycetes; Hypocreales; Clavicipitaceae
Product: N-acetyltransferase-like protein
Exons: 2
Coding region: 1-1710 (569 amino acids)
Source: RefSeq, a predicted model, not a curated record